AUUCUUUCAAAUCAAAUUCAUCAGUACAGUGGAAAAUGUCCAAUUAUAGAUCCAAACGAAUCCCACAGUGUCCCCUAUUCUGAGCCCACGACAUACCUUGAUUGUGGUAAUACUUCGUGUUAAGCACAAUAAAUGCUGUUCACUCUAUAUGAACGAGUCAUCAAGUUCGAGUUUUGUAUUCUUUUUAAUUUUCUUUCAAAAAAGAGUUAUAAAACGAGCAUAAGAAAAUGUCCCAUCUACCGUCUGAUCCAUCGAAGAUAGAAAGGUAACAUGCUUGCUGGAAAACUCAAUUUCUAAAGUAAAAUUGUAAAAACCUAAUACUUUUGUGGUCCUUGUGAUCAUAAUUUAUGAAAAUAAUUUUGGCUUAUUUGUACUGAUGACUCCAUUUCAUUAUUAUAGAUGGUCUAUAGUUUAUCCAUCAUAUAUAAAUAGUAAGAAAACAGCGGCUGAAGGUCGAAGAGUACCGAAAGAUAAGGUAGGUGGAUCACUUGCCAGUUUGCAGAACGUGUCACUAGCGCACCCGAGGGCAAUUUCUUGUUGCAAUUUUAGCGCACCUAGCCUAAAUGUUCCUCGUCCCUUAGCUCCCAGGGUGCACUUGACAUGUAUAAUGAUGUAGGGUGUCUAUACAAGUAAGCUAUUACAGACCACAUGACUUGAAAUGGGUUAAUUUACAUACAAGCUUAGGAGGUCUAUUAGCAACCGCAGAGGUAAAUUGAAAGUAUUUCCAGGGCAUCAAUUUACAGUAAUAUCAUGCUGGACGAAACACAUAUUUUUUGAAACAUAACUAUAAUUAUGAUAAUCAAUGCGUUAGGCAUAUACAACUAUCUGGACUGUUGUAGUUAUAUAAUACACAGGGUGUCUCAAGUAGAACCGAACUCAAAAUUAGACAAGCGAUUUCGCGUAAAUUAAGUCAUAAUUGCGUUCAAUUUUUUCAUAUUAAGAAAGAUCAGACUUUUAGCUAUUAAAUGAUACAUUAAAUGAUUAAAUGAUCCAACAAUUGGAUCCAACACAAUGAGAUCCGACAAAAUUGGAUCGUGUGAACAGACCUUUCGACACCCUGUAAAGACCUUUAGACACCGUGGGGGGAAAGACAAGAGAUAAGCCGCUGAUAAAUUGUAAUUUACUAUUUCCCAGCUGGCGGACCGGCGGUGACACACCUUGUCACAAAAAAUUCGCACCUACAGCAUUUUUUACAAUUUUUCAGGUGCGCACCUGACAGUUUGAAGCGCACCUGCACUUGAAAUUCUUGGUAUAUCGCACCCGAGAUCUCGUCGAAAUGUGCCACGUUCUGCAAACUGGGCCACUUGGUUAUAGAGCGGCAGAGUGCUGUGCACUAGAGGUGUGCAUCGGAUCGGAUUGGACGUUUAUAAUCCGACAAUUGCCUAAUAUUUAAAAUCCGAUCCGAAAUUGUCUAAUCCAAAUCCGAGUUUUGGAAAAGAAUUCCGAUCCGGAGGAAACAACUUUAUCGAUCCGAUCCAAAAUGAAUAUUUUGGUUCCGAAAUCCGAAACGAAUCCGAUCGGAUUUGGAUCGGAUUUGCACACCUCUACUGUGCACACCAGUGCAGUGCCACCAGAUUCACAGUGGCACAGAGAGCCUUAGUUGCAUUUUUCAGAGUGUUAGCCAGAAGUAAAAAAAAUCUGUGUUUACCUGAAAUAGGGAAAUUUAUUUUAGCCUGAAGCCGGGCAUUUCUCUGUGGGUCUGGGGGCAUGCAGUUGCCCUCUCGAUUUUUAAAAUUUUUGUGUCGUUGAAAUGGCAUUUCCCACAUUUUGGGAGUAAUUUUGAGCAAAUGUAUAGUUAUGUUUUUAAUGGCAUAACAACAUUGAAUUUCUAUAACUAUUUUUUGGCUGACCCAAAUUGGGAAAUUGCAACCUCAAGGUAUUAAAUUGGGAAAACGGCGUUUAACACGGAAUUUUUGACUGUAGCUACUGUAACACCCCGUUUUUUGCAACUGCUCCUGCUUCCAGGGUGCAUUCCAUGUAAAUGCUUUAACCCCGAAGAUAUGCCAAUAUUAUAACUAUAGAUAGUAUUGUAUUAAUUUGACAGACUCGCACUGAAGAUCUUCGGCGUAUUCCACUUAAAAUGCACCCUGGUCCGGCUUAGGUCUAAAAUGGUAUAUAAUGUUCUGCACAAAAUUUCCAUUUCCAAAAUCCUUCAAUGCAUGAGCUGAUAAUCCGUAACUUUUACGUCUGGUAUAAGCAGAUAAGAGGCUCCCCCUAUGCCCCUCCACAAAAUGCAUUCAUGUAAAAGUUUAGCGACUAAGGUAAAAAUUGCACAGUUAAUUAAAUUAAUUCAAAUUCAAAUUGUGGUCCAUUUAUCAUAUUUCAUACAGCGGCAAAGCCUUCAGAUUGUGAUCCACAGGUGCAGUUAUCAUAUUUCAUACAGCGGCAAAUCAUUCAAUAAAGUAAUACCAAAUCACUGAACAGUGGUAUUCUGUGUGAGUUUUGCUCGCUGUGCAAUCAGAUUCCAGCCAUCUGAUUGGCAAAUUUCCUCACCACCAUGGGGAUCAGCAUUUUUGCUCGAUCUGUGGGUAGUGCUGCUCAAUUUGUGCAUCAGGAGCUCCUGAAUUCUCAAUGGCUAAUUUUUUUGCUCAAUCAUGACCAUUAUGCAGCUUGGGGUAUUCAUCAGCCCUGAGCCUGCCUAAGUCUUAAAUGAAAACGGCAUGAUUAUGGUACAGCAUUUCUGAUCGCUGCUUGAACAUGAUGGUUGAAUUUCAAGUGCCAAAGACAGAGCGAAUUUACACUACAAUGUCUUGUAGUAUUUAUUAAACUUGUCCAGUCCACGUUUAAGACAGGGAUGGAUUUACUGGGGGGUACGGGGGGGGGGGGGUGCACCCCCCCUAUCCCUGGCCAGAGGGGGUGGAGGGGGAUGCUAUUUUUCAUGAUAAAGCAAAAAAAAUAUUAGAGACAAAAUAAGAUACAGUAAUUUGAGGAAUAACAUGAUAAUAAGCAAACUGUGUACAACAAUUACAAUUCAAAUACUGAUAGUCAAGCAAGACUUUGCAGUAGUGAAGCAAGUUGAUGGGCGUGCGGCACAAAUGACUGACACAACUCGGCACCAGAGCUGGCAGAGCACCCCCCCCCCUACCAGAUCAUGCUGGAUCCAUCCCUGGUUUAACAUAGAGCUGUGUGCCGGAGUACCGGACCUGGAACUCCGGCACAUUAAACAAGCACCAAAGCAUGUAUAUUUGAUAAGUACUGUAUAUAAAGAAAGCUCAUAAAGGAAUAAAAUAAAUUCUGAAAUUACACUGAAGUACUUUUGCCUGCUUCUACUUUUAACUAUGAAAUUUCCUUGCCGUAGCAGGAGCUGGAAUUUGGACUGCCGGAGCCAGAGCUAAAAUAACCGGAGUUUGCACAGUUCUAGUUUAAGAAUAAUGAUCUAGUUUAAGAGUAAAGAUCUAGCAAAUAUCUGUCAAAGGGCAAUGCUUAGCAUAUCCAUGCUUUAAAUACUGUAGUACAAGAUAUGUCGACGAGCUUUUAGAUGCUAUCUGUGACACCAAACUUAGUCUCGCUAGAAAUUCCUUUCUGCUCGGUAUGGAAAUUGACUGUUUGUGUACUUGAAUUAGCUAUAAUAUUAUUUCUGCGGUUGUUCAAUAGGUUAUUUUUUUAUAUAUUUAUAAUCCAAAACCAUAAUUUGCUUUGUAUUUGUCCAUAUUAGAAUUAUUUGUAUCAGGAAAGGUUUUGUUGUUGUAUUUGUAUCGAUAAUAUCAAGGAUAAUAUGUCAAUUCUAUGUCGCAUUGUCAAAAUCAGGCUAACAGGGGGGAGGUGAAUAGGGGUAUACAAAGCCGCCGAUCCGCCCAAAUUCGAAGCAAAAUCUGCGAUCCGACAAUGGUCAGUUGUCUAAAUUUGAAUCCGCUAAAAGCUCUACUAUGAAGUCACAAUCCAGGAUCCCACUAAAUUGCAAGCUAAAUCCACAAUCCGAGCCAGAAUAUUAGAGACAAAAAUUAAUUUGUCUGUUAGGAGGUGGGGGGGGGGAGGUUUGGAUGUUCGGAUUUUGGAUCUGGUGAAUAUUUUACACAGAUUUAUGGAUCUUAUUGAUACAGCAGUAUUAAUAAGAUCCUCAAAUCCGUGUAAAAUAUUCACUAGAACCAAAAUCCGAACAAUUUUUUCUGUGAAAUCCAACGAUCCAAAAACCUUUUCACGCCCCCCUCCUAACAGACAAUCUCUAUAUGAUACGUUAACAACAAAACACCCUCCCCCCGACUAACAGAAAAAAAAUUUGACUAACCUAUGAUAAUUCCUGGAUCCGCCCCUGAUUUUGCUAUUCCGGUACUAAACUGUUGGAAGCUCAGCAUCUUGGUCACAAGACAGUCAAGAUAAAUAGGCAAAACAACUUGUGGGAAUUCUCUAUUGAAUUCUGAAAAAAACUACUGUAUUCACUCAGAACAAGUGAUUGGAUUGUUCCAGAAACGAUUCAGACACACUUGCCCCACACAGGAAAUUUCUGCUUUCUGGAUGGGGAGGGAAGAAAAAUAUGUUUCCGAUAGGAAGGGGGUAUUAUACAGGGGUUAGCCUCUGUGGGGGAUGUAUCAAUGGAUGUUUACUGGAAUUACCCAUACACAAAUCAUGUUUAUUUUCAUUCUUUAUUCACAGAUCAUGGUUAAAUUGUGACUUUUUUUACAUGCAUGUAAAAAAGAUUAAAAAAUGACGAUCAUGAAUUACAGAUUACGAAAAUCAUCAACCGUGUUUCACAGCUAAAUAAAAUAACCCCACUUCACUUUACUUCACACAAAAACUAUACAGUAUAGGGUGCUGUCAGAUAAUCAGUAACUUUUAGGCCAAUAUUUGAUGGCUUUAAAUCGUUCUAAAUGUGGUCCUCUUGACAUCACAAGAAAUCCAGAACCAGUUCAAUAUUUAUGUGAUAGUUUCUAAAGACCUCAAUUGGAUUCAUAGCGUGCACGAAACAUCCAGCACGUCAUCAUGAAGGCCAAACACAGGGUUUGUGAGAUGAGUGUUUUCAUGCAAGACACCUUUUAAGGUAUUAAAAUACCUGCUGUAAUUUCAUUGUCCCAAUAUCGGAAAGUGAUUUGCAAUUUUUACCAUUUGUGCCAAAAUAAUGUGCAAAUAAAUAUAGGUCAUUCCAGAAAACAUCCAUUUCAAAAUACCUCUCACACAGAGGAAAUUGAAAUUUAACUACAGGACUUCAGGUCAUUCCAGAAAACAUCCAUUUCAAAAUACCUCUCCCACGGAGGAAAUUGAAAGUUAACUAAUUGCCAACAUAUUUUGACAUAUUUUGAUUCUUAUUGUUACAAAGAUCUAUAAAAAAACCCUGUUGGAUUCGGUUUCAUGCUUCACAAAAUUAUUUUUAAUUAUUUUAUCUUCAAAUAAUUCAACAGAAUGUUAAUGCAUAGAACGUUUUAUUAAGUACUGUAUGUAGAUUAACAUUUGGUGUAAAAAGAGCAUAUAAUCAUUUAUGUCAAUAUGCAUGAAUUUCGAAUAUUGGCAUCUGGAAAUGAUUUUCUAAUUUUUCCAGUAAAAAAUAUUUAAAAUACAUAAGGUUGGGGGUCAUGUGGUAUGGUCGGUAAACUGGAACCAAACAAUUUUUCGGCUAAAUAUUGAUUUUUGAAAAGUUUGUGCAAAAUUCAUGUUCAUUUGCUAAAUUAUAUUUAGCUAACUAUUUAAAGCUUUUUUGGUUGUGAAAGGGUUAUUUGGACUAGUCCAUAUAUGGUUGUGUUUGCACUGCUUGUUCGUAAAUGUUGACAAGUUGUUACAUGCCUGCAGGAGACUUGCAUCAAAAUGAUGUUGAUUGCACAAACUGUUUUCGUCCCAUAGUGUCCCUUUUUGUUAUUUUUAAUAAUUUGAUCUUCAAAUAAUUCAAUAGAAUUGCAAUGGCUAGAACUUUUUAUUGAGUAGAUUAUAACAUUUGGUGCAAAAAGAGCAUCUCAUUUAUUGUCAGUCAAUAUGCAUGACUUUUGAUGACGAUUGGCAUCUGGAAAUGAUUUUCUAAUUUUUUCCAGUAAAUAAAUAUUUAAAAUAUAAGGUCGGGUGUCAUGUGGUGGGGUCAAUCAGUAAACCGGAACCAAACAAUUUUUUAGGCAGCAAAAUUCUUGCCCAUUUGCUAAAUUAUAUAUUGUCUAACUAUUUAAGGCCUUUUUGGUUCUAAAGCUUAGGCCGUUAGGGUCAUUUCAUUGUUCCUAAAGCCUGAUUUCCAUAUGGUCGUAAAGAUUGAGUCACGAUCUUUCUCAUCAGCCGAAAUACAACAUUUUAGAACUGAAAAUACGCGGAGUGAUUAUAACAAGAGAAUACUUGAGCGAUGGCCGUUGAGAAAGAUCGUGACUCAAUUUUUACAAUCAUUACGACCAUACAUAUGGAGAUCAUGCCGGCUUAAAUGUUGACAAAUUGUUACAGGCCUGUUGGAGACUUGCAUCAAAAUGAUACAUAGUUUGCCCACGUUUCAAUAGAGAAACUGAAGGUGGACGGACAUUCUCAGUCAGAAUGUCAAGAUAAUGGAACAGCCUGCCAAAUGAACUGAAGUCCAUUAAUAGUAUAAACAUUUUUAGAUCAUCUUUGAGAACUUUUUAUAUUGACAUUCUAACGGAUAUGAACCGUCUUAAAGUAUUUUAAACUUUUUACUAGACCAUUAGUUAUUAAAUUCCUACUAUAUAUAAUUAUGUAUAUAUUUGCAUGCUAUAGGCCUACGCAGCCAUUUAUUCUAUUAACAUAUUUUUGUACUUAUAGUUAGGAGGGCCGCUGCUUUAUCAGUUUCACUGUCAUGCGUUUACCCUCAUUAAUAAAGUUGAUUGAUUGUACAUACAUACAUUUUAUUGGGUUAUUCCCCGAGGGGCUUUUCGAAACACAAUUACUGUACAUGUUGAUUGAACAGACUGUUUUCAUCUCAUAGUGCAACAACUUGUUGAUACCUUUUUCCAUCCCUUAAUUAUAACAAACUAUAAUUUUUUGCAUAAUUUUAUCUGCUUCCAAAUAUUAAAAUUCUGUAUACAGUACGAAAUCAAGUCCCAUUUUAACAUCUGAAGGAGCAAUAAUCGCUCUGGUGUUUUUUUCCAAAUUAAUUCUAGGCUUGUGAGAAUCCAACUGUGAAUGAAAUAAAAGAUGUUUGUCAAAGUCAAGGCUUGAACUGCUCUGUAGAAGUAAGUUUGACUUUUGGCGGCUAUAUACUCUACGUUUGUUUGCCAUGCAGUAGUUCUUCUAAGAGUAUUUGCUGCCAGAAACUUAUUUUUCAUCUUUCAUUAGGUUAUUGCAUGUGUAGCUACGUGCAGGAUCGUUGUUAAGAGUUUGACGUGUGUAUGCACACCGCACACGGAGCGACAAGUCGCAGGGGCAUGUUGCAGGGACAUGUCGCCCAAACGAGUCACACGAAGCGACAGUGCUAGGCGAAAACAAGUCGCACAAGCGCUUACAGACGCGUGGUCACACGAGGCUACAAUUCAUGCGACAAGUCAAAGAACUCCCAUGAGGACUUAUAUUGAAAUUGAGCGUGCAAGUAGUCAUGGGAAUGAUAUUUUGUGAUUGGUCGGACUAAUUAUUUCCCCGCGACUUGUGAACAGACUAGCUCACACGAUGCAACAAGUCGCGGCAACGGUUUUUUUCCCCGCGACACGUCGCAUGAAAUCAAAUCAAUUUGAUUUCAUGCGACAUGUCGCGGGGACAAUUUUUUGUCCCCGCGACAACGUUUACACAUGUGACACACGAUGAAAUUUGACCCCGCGACAUGUCCCUGCAACAUGCGCCUGCGACUUGUCGCUCUUGUGACCGAACCUUAAGUUGCAAGAGGAUUAUUUCCAUUAAAAAUCAAUAAAAGAAAGUACCGGUAGUCACUGUGUGUUUUAUGGUUCAGUUUAGAAUAUUUUCAAGUUCUGUCGCUUGCCCAUUUCUAACACGUUAAACUUUUUUAAAUCUCUAUACAUCCUAGUUGAUCAUACAGUAUACUAAAACUGUCUGUACCAGUGUGGGUAGUACCAAUGUGAAAAUGCUGUGCUGAGGGGUUUAUAUUUACUACCUUAAAAAAUAAGCAGAAACUCGACGUUCGAGGGAAGGCCCGAAAUGUUUGCUUUUUAAAAUUUGUCGUGUCCAUGCAUCCAUCAUGGCUUUAUUAUCAUCAGGUAACUGCGGCGUUCGACGUUUCGAGCGAAGGCCAUUCGUCCGGAAGUUAGUCGAAGGGCCUUCGCAACGUCGAAGGUGUGUUUGUAUUUUUCAGGCAGUUGAAUCUCUCGCAAUCCGUAGAUAUCUUAAGCCUGGUUCCCACCAGCAAUUUUGUCGGCGAUUUUGUGUUUCUGACGGAUGCAAAUGAGUGAAUUCGCACACAAAAGUACACAGCUAAUUCAAUUAAAGUUGUUCUUCCAAAGACUUAAUUAAACCUUGAACUCUGAGCGCGCAAGGGAUGAUGGGUUAUUGCUUAUUUAGACUCAUCAACUUUGUAAUCUGGCUUUGUAAGAAUACCUAAGACAUAUAGAAGACUCGCGACAGAAAAUAUACUGGCUGUAAAGGCAAUUUUCUGAGUUUAAGGGCCUAUCGCUAUUGCGCGCUCAGAGUUAAGGUUUAAGGGUUUGGAAGGACAACCUGUCCUUGAUUGAAUCAGCGUCUCUUCAGAAGUAAACAAUUCUAAAGGCCCGUUUACACCGGCUAUUUUUGUUGCAAUUUCAGUUGCGAUUUUCUCUUUUUGGAGGAUGCGAAGGAGUAGAUUACAUAUCAGAUUUCAUAACCUGGAACAUUUAUAACUGAUCUACUCCUUCACAUCCUCCAAAAGGAGAAAAUCGCAACUGAAAAGAACCAGGUUUUAUUAUCGUAUCUGCCCACACUGGCACAGACCAUUCUUUAUUAUCAUCAAUUAUACUUUAAAUUCUACUGUUUUGUAAUACUCUAUUGUUAUUAUACAGCAUAUGUUCUAGAAAACUGUCGAGUCUAUUCAAUAAUUGUAUUUAAUAUGUAGAACAAGCAGUACCCCCGAGAUAGUGCCAAAGACGCCUUAUGCAAAGGAAGAGUAAGAGUUCAGCUGAAAGAUUCAAGUGGAAAGCCAGUUAAUCCUACGUUAUUAUCAAGUAAGUAAAAUAACUUGAGUGAAUUCAUUACAAAUCUCCCUCCCUAAUUUCAUAUGUUGUGCGCGCUUUCAUUUUUAUAUCAUCUUUUGAGAGUUUGGAAUACAUUUAUUUUCUUUUUCUUUUCUUAUACCAUUUCCCAUUUAUAUUAACUUCCAAAGCAUUUUCAAGGUUAAGUGGAAACCAACAUAUAAAACAACGUCAACGAUGUAAUAUGCAUGUUUACUUUGUCUCAAAUCAAUGGCCAUGCCACACGCGAAUUAACUUCAAGAUUUCACAAAAAAAUUUAGUUUACAAAAAUAUUAAUGCUUUGGUGAAUGUAUAAAUGCUUUUGAAAAAAAAUGUGCAUAAGAACAUUUUUUUCAAAAAAUCCAACAUUUUUCUGCUGAUUGCCGUCGGCCCAAUAAAGGCCCACACAGACCCGGACGCGAUUUGGCAACGUGACGCGAAUUUUCAAUUUUCACUGACAUUUAACUUUAAUAUUUUCCCAUGCUUUUCAAGUAUUCAGAACCACUUAAGCAAUUUUAGCUAUUUGGUCUGCAUAUCUUGUAAAAUAUUUAUCCCUUGACGGUUUUAUUUGUUUUCAGUAAAAACUGAAAAUUCGCUACGCGUUGCCGAAUCGCGCCCGGUCUGUGUGGGCCUUAAGGCAAAAAAAAAUGUGGGUUUCCGGUUUCCCGACGCUACCUAGCUUUUGGACGCCGAAAUCCCUACCCUAAACUUUUUUAUUGGAUCAUGCUUGUAUGUGUUUCUGCUUAGAGAAAAACGUUUGUGAAAAAUGGAAAUUUGAGGCAAUAUUAGGGAAAUUUAUCUUUGAAUGUGGAAGCACUGACUAAACAAAAUGGCGUCCGGUUGUUAGGAAAAUUUAAAAAAAAGUUAAAAAAAAAGGUUAAAAUCGACCUACCCUACCUAAGUUUUUUCAAGAAGAAAUAGGAAACCCACAUUUUUUGGCCUAAUGUAUUAGCGAGUCUUGUUUUUAAUUACUGUAGGUCUCUUCUUCCUAUAUAUAUAUAGUCUUGCGUCUGCAUGUACUUUAUAUGUAUGCGAAAAUGUUUCACUUGCACGACAGGGUGCGAUAACUCGAGAUUUCUAGAUUGCUGGCACUAACUGGUUUACACUAUCAACGUUUUGAAAGAUUUGUAAAAAACGUUUGUGGAAACAAACUCAUUGUUAAACACUGCAUGCACGAGUCAUUUCAAUAAAAAAUUUGUUACAAAUCCUUCAAAACUUAUAUACUUCUAUACAUACAAAAUUCCUACUGUGAUCAAAGAAAUUUUGAUAGUGUAAACAAGCAUUUAUAGUCUUUAAGGUCAAGAACACAUGAAGUAAAGGUUUCUGAAAGGUAUUCAUUCAGUAACUUGAAACAGGGGCUUAGGAAGCUUCCAACGACCGAAAGCUGGUGUCUCCAGAUCGUCAGAAAUGGCAUUUUAACGGUCUUCUCUCACUGGCAGUUUCGUUAAGCCCUUUCAUGCUCUGUCAUUAUGAUUUGUAAGCCAUCCGUGAGCCAGGAAGGAUGAUUAAUAUUACAGUAACUUGCCGAUGAAUCACGAUGAUCAAUGCAAUUGAACUCUGAAUUAUUAAAACAACAAUAAACGAUUACAGAUACAUUAUUAAUAUGAUAUAUACGGUUUCAAAUACCAGUUUCGAGAAUUUUGCAGUAUUUUUUUAUUAUUUUUUAAAUCCAAUAGUUUUUUGGGGGGCCGAAAGCUAUCCCGCCCCCCCCCCCUUAUAAAAUAUUGGGAGGGGGUCCCCUACUUCCUACCCCCCCCCUGACUUGAAACUACGAGUUAGAACAGGGAACACAAACGUAUAUACAAACACCACAAUCGACUGCAACAUUCCUUAGUCCUAUCAUUCCAAUCAUGUUUCAUGCCAAGACAUGCCAGAGUUAACACACAGUAUAUACCGACUUAAUUGCGUUAUGGGUACUUUGAACUUGAAAAAGUCAUGGUACUGUAUAUCAGCAAGACGUAAUUACACAGAUGGUAUAUACUUCAUGUGGCCCUCAUUAUGGUGUAUCAGAUUGAUUCCAACACCCACCCCACUCCGCCCCCAACCCCAUCAACACCCACCCCACCCUAAUUAUUACGGUGCAAGGGUCAAAUGAAGUACCUACCACACAGAUAGCGAGAGUCCGGGUUUGCCUACGUGGCUUCGGUGGCGCCGUCGACAGAGCAAGCGCCUUUCACCUCUGUGUUCGUGGGUUCGAUUCUUAUGGCGGGUGAUGUGUGUCAAAAUUCAAUAACACAUUUGGCAAUGAUAACGUAACAUUUUGCUACAAUAAUAACACAUUUGGCAACGGUAAAGUAACCUUUUUCUACAAUUUUGUGGCGGUUACAAGGCAUUUAUUAACAAUAACAAAACAUUCAAUGACAAAGUAUUAUUUUGCAACAACAUAAACGUAUCGUUUUAAUAUUUGCCAACAAUCGUACAUUUGGCAAGUACAAUCCCGUGAUGCAAUUGGGCACUAGCUCCAAAUGGCGCGAAAACGGUGCAUAAAUGGCGCGUAAUUAUUUUCACACAAAAUGGCAAUCAAGAUAUCGAAGAAAACGGAGUACGAACUGCUCUUAUAACGCGAUUGGAAAUGUUAUUGACUGAUGUAACGGAAUGCCUUUCAACAGAGCUUGAUGAUGUUAUUGAUCGUAUUCGCGAUUUUUCUGAAGACCUUUAUCGAUGCCUAGCAAAUCUGGCAGCACGAAAUCCCGAAAUUUACAGCGAAUUGCUACAUCAGGCCAGACUUCUCGUAGAUGUCAUACAACGUCCUAUUUUGAAUAAUGAAAAUUACGGACCGGAAACAUUGGGAAUGGUCAAUGGCACCAAAAUUUGAAAUUUUGAGAGACCAGCUGCAGUAUUCGCAGAUAUAUUUUGUGGUGAAUUUGCCACACCAUCCAGUAGCUGUACAAUUAUAUAUCUAGCCUGUAGUAGAGAUGACUGAAUAUCGUCUGACGCCGAAGCUCUCUCAUUUUCCGUCAUGUUUACUUAAAAAAGCCACAUGUAAUCCAAUAUCGCGAAAAUAAUUACGCGCCAUUUAUGCACCGUUUUCGCGCCAUUUGGAGGUAGUGCCCAAUUGCAUCACGGGAUUGUACUUGCCAAAUGUACGAUUGUUGGCAAAUAAUAAAACGAUACGUUUACUAGUAUGUUGUUGCAAAAUAAUACUUUGUCAUUGAAUGUUUUGUUAUUGUUAAUAAAUGUCUUGUAACCGCCACAAAAUUGUAGCAAAAGGUUACUUUAUCGUUGCCAAAUGUGUUAUUAUUGUAGCAAAAUGUUACGUUAUCAUUGCCAAAUGUGUUAUUGAAUUUCGACACACAUCACCCGCCAUAGAUUCUCGCUACGGACUCAUGUGAAAAGAGUCGGUCAACGCUCUGCCGAAAAUCGUGGGUUUUCUGCGGAUGCUCCGGUUUGCUCCCACAGGGAAAGUUGAUAGGGUGCAUGGGUUAGAAUAAACACAGUUAACAAAGUAAUAUCACAAUUGUUGUAAAGAUAAAAUAGUCUAGGCUAAGUAAGUAAUUAUGUAAGUGCAACACUUGAUGUAAAGCGCAUUUGAUCAUUAUCUACAUGUAAAUUUGCGCUAUCGAAACAUUAAUCGUACGUGAUGCCAAAGCGUAAUAUUGGCGUACUUCCAGUACGUAAGUACGCGAUUUAUCGCACCCUCUCACGAUUGUGGCUUUAUAGUUUAAAGUGCAUAUGACACAAAACUGUUUAUUUUCUUAAACGAAAGAACUGUUAAAAUUGUAAAAAAUGUCCAUGUUUCAUAAGCUGUGUUUACACUACGAGCCUAAGCCUGGCCUAGGCAUAGCUUUGGACUAGAUUUAUGUAGUGUAAACGCACUUUGGGCCUGGCCUAGGUUAGGAAAUGUGGAACACCUGUUCUGAUGGCCCAGAUUUCCUGACUUAGACCAGGCCGAAAUGCGUUUACACCACAAAAAUCUAGUCCAAAGCUACAAUCCUGGUCAAAAAUCCUUGGCGCACUUAGUCGAAAUAGCAUAACCUUUAUUUCAUUUCUGACUACCAUAUAGAUACUUGUCCAUUUUAUGAAAAAUUUCAUGUCCAAACACCCCCUAUCCCCCUUACCAAUGUUGUGUAACACCUUGGACGUAUAACACACUACACACAACAUUGAACGGGGGAAGGGGGGUUGCUAUGCUUGUUAUUGAUGUGGGAGUCAAAUUUGGCACAGUCAGUGUCAAGUGCGCCAAUAUUUUUGACCAGGAUUGUAGGCCUAGGCCAGGCUUAGGCUCGUAGUGUAAACACAGUUAUAGUUGAAAUAUUUCUUUUUCUUUGAUAAAGCAACGUAACCAACUUGACGUCAUACAUGAAUAACGAAGCAUCAGUAAAUGUUUUAUUUCGUCGCUUGUAUUUCAUGAAAUCACUUGUAUCAAGUGGCGAGUAUUUAUUUCACCUACGGUAUACUAAUCAUGCUGAUCCUUAUAGAUUCGUUUCAUGAUAAACAAAGAUUUGACACCUUAAUAUCUCAUUAUAUCUAAAUGCGUUAAUAUGACGUCAAGUUAGUUACAUUGAUUUUUUAAAGAAAAUGGAUAAUGUCAAAAAACGUAAAAGAAGAUAUACUAAAUAAAUACAAGAAGUUACUAUACAGUAUAUAAUUUUAACAGUUCUUUCGUUUAAGACAAUAGACUGAAUAGAGUGUUUAGUUGUUUACAUUGUAUUCCCUUGUUAUGUCCUCCAUGCAGGAGGAGGUUAUGUUUUCAUUCGUGUGUGUGUGUUUGUGUUUGUGUGUGUGUUUCUGUCAGCUGCCCGAUGACUCAAAAACUACAACCGAAACUACUACCGAAAAUUUGUGGGCUAAUGGACAUUGCCUAUGGACGAAUUGUUUAAAUUUUUAUUAAAAUUUGGUUGAGAAUUGGAUGUGAAAUUAGCAAAAGUUUGUCUUGCUUUGUCGGCCAGAAUAAACUGUAUUCGUAUCAUGGAUGAUUCCAGCUAUAGACUAAAUUUUGAUCCAGACAAGAACGUCGAAAUCUAUCAUUAUAGCUUAAAAGAACAUUCUUAAAUUAGUAAAAUUACCAAAUUUGGUUGCAAAAUGUUGUAAAAUACGGAAAAUAUAGCCAUGUGAAAUUAGCAAAUUUUGAGUAUUUUAGUAUUAAGCGGAAUUUUCCGCGCUGAGUGGAAUUUCUCUUUGUCUUUUCUAAUUAGUUCCACCCGAGAAAUCACAAGUCGAAGAGAAAUUCCGCUUCCCGCGGAAAAUUCCGCCUAGUGGAAAACAACCUUUUCCCGCGCGUAAUAGCCUUUAAACAAAGGAAACGCAUUAAUUAUUCGUUAUGUUGUAUGUCGUGGUACUUGUGAUGUCGCCGUCCACCAUGGCCGCCGUGACCAAGCCUUGAUAAAAUAUUUUUCUUCCUGGCAGCAGGCUUCCCAGACCAAAAAUUUCCUGCCAAUUUUUUUAUAAAUUUGAAUGUUGGUUGUAAUUCAAUAACAGCGUCGUGUAUGUAACAAUUAUUAGCCGAAGGCGAGGUGAUUAUCGGGGAAUAUUCGCCGAGACGAAGAUUUGGCCAAUUAACUUGUAGGAUUUGUUAUGUUCACUUGUGCAAAAAUACUAAACUACCUUACCUCAAUAUUAAGAAAAAUAUAGCUUUACUAGAAUUAGGAACAUGAAGGAAUUCUAUGAAACAGUAUUAUUAGAAUUUUGUUUUCAAAUUGUAAAUCUGAAUUUAUAUCAGUAUUCAUGCACUAUUCAAUAAUAGUAUAGUACGCCUUUGUUUUCCACAUGUAUCAUAAUCAUGAAUCAUGAUAACAGACAGUCGUAUAUAGCACUGACACAUGAUACAAAUUUUUAUGUUACGAUUGUUGUAUUUAUGCUCUAAUUGUGAUGUUUGUUACUUUGAUGCUGAUUUUUGAAAUUUCUCGAGCUUCAGUCUUGAUAUCUUGCUUUUCCUUAAAAAUUUCCUGUGAGAUUUAAAAAAUUUCCUGGCAGCAUCUGCCAUGCUGGCGGACUUUCUCAUGCCUUGGCCGUGACGUUACAAUGUAUACUAUAUAUAAUACAAGCAUGCAUAUUUUUUCAAUUUUAGAGAAACAAUUAUUUAUUUUCCUUGGUGAAAUGAUCCCGAAGUUAAAAAGUCGACAAAACAAAUCUCAACAGGGUGACUCGUCCAGUUCUCAGUCCUCCUCUAGUAAUACUAACAAGAAGAAAAAAGGAAAGAAAGGAAAAUCAAAAUGAUCACACAGUCACACAAGAUGGUCUUAAUAACUAAUAACUUAAAGACAAUUCGGUGUUUCCAUUGUGCAUUCAAAUUCACAGUUCUGCGCUGUGUUAAAUUAGCCAUUUCCCAAAGUCCUGGGUCUAGUCGCGCGAAUCCCAUGGUGGAGGGACAAGAAAUAUGGCAGCACACAUUUAAAUUAAAUGUUUAAUGUAAAAAAGAGAUAUUUCAUUUUUGGUCAUCUAAAAAGUUGAUAUUUGAUGGUAUAUACUUUUAUACUCUUUCACAUAUUUGACGCCUGUCACCCUAUAUUUUCUCCCUCCAAACGAUCCCAGAAUGCAUUGUGAUCUCUUUUGGGAAAAGGCUAAUUGCUGUUGAACUAUAACAUGUAUAGCUGGGUCUGGAAGGGCUUUUGUUCGAAACGUCGAAGUUCUCCUUGUAUUUUUCAAGUAGUAGUUCAUCCCUAUCAACCCGCGGCUUUCUUAUUAUUGCCACUACCUAAACUGGCACACACCGUUCAAAGUAUUCAAUAGACCUUUCCAAUUAUGAGUGAAAUUUUUAUCUAGUUAUGCUCGGACAAAAAUUUCAUCACAGCUUGAAAGAGCAUCACAAAAUUAGUAAUAUUCCGACGUUUCGUUGCGAAAUGUUGUAAAAUGCGGAUAAUAUAGCCUUGCGAAGUUUGCCGUUUUUCAGUCAUUUUGCAUUACAAACGGGAAAUUGAUAAUCAGAUGAUCAAACUGAUUAUCAAUUUCCCAUUUGUAAUACAAAAUGACUGAAAAACGGCAAACUUCGCAAGGCGCGCGAGUGAGCAUCCUCCUAUGUAACACGCGCAAUAUAAAUUUUUAAAUUAAAUUAAAUCAAGGCUAUAUUAUCCGCAACGGAACUUCGGAAUAUUACUAAUUUUGUGAUGCUCUUUCAAGCUGUGAUUUGACUUGUCUAGAUCAAAAUUUCACUCAAAAGGGGAAACUAAGGUCUAUUGUUCAAUCAAGAUUCAUAUAAUGCAAAAAGUUGCUCAAAGAACAAUAGUUUCCGGACGUUUGAUUUCCUUUAAAUUAGAAAAUAUAUUCCCUUAAUUAAGUGUACUUUUCCAAAUUUUGCUUUACACAAAAUAUGCUAGUACAAAAAUUAUUUAUUAUUUUAUUGUGGUUCUUAUAUACUGAUUCAAGAGCUGAAUACUUUGAUAUGCAUAUUCUAAUUUUUCCUGUCUUAGCUUUCUAUUAUAGUUCAACUGCAAUAUAUCCCGACGCAGAACGCGACAUUUGGAUGCGCAGUCGACACCCGAAUUGAGUUAUUCAUAAUGGAGCUGACUGUAAUUGUUAUUCAUAAAAAUGCGACUACAAAAUAUAAUUAUGCCUGCACAUGCGAAUGUUGGAGUGCAUAUUUAUUCUAGGGAUAUGGGGAGGGGUUGGGCUCCGAUAAGGCACCCAUUUAAUAGCAAGUCGGUUUUUGUGUUGUUUGCGUAUGUGAGGUCAUCAACCGUUAUGAGUAUGAAGACUUCCAAUUUAUUACAUGCAAAAGCUUAUAAUUGUUGUACGCCAAGUGACAUAAAUUUUGUGAUUAAAUUUUGUAAUUCUCUUGAUGAUGGUAUUACACUUUAUAGCGUAUAGCUGAAUCGCCUCAUAUUUCGAUGAUGUUCUUGUUUUGUGCGAAAUAAAGGUUCUUAUAAU
Paramuricea clavata is the source of this 16802-nucleotide messenger RNA. The record is from the annotation of a GenBank genome assembly. Lineage: Eukaryota; Metazoa; Cnidaria; Anthozoa; Malacalcyonacea; Plexauridae.